Molecule: messenger RNA, 639 nt
Organism: Saxophila tyrrhenica
Lineage: Eukaryota; Fungi; Ascomycota; Dothideomycetes; Mycosphaerellales; Extremaceae
Exons: 2
Coding region: 1-639 (212 amino acids)
Source: RefSeq, a predicted model, not a curated record
AUGGCGCGCACGUACUGGGACUGGGACGAGUCGGAGCUGCACGCAGGCAUCGCAAACAUCCAGACACAGCUCACACUGCUCACCGGAGUCAAUUGGAUAGGAGUGAAGAUCGAUGCUUCCAAGGGCGGAGACAGCGAGGCCGCUGACAAGGGCGGAGAUGGAGACGACGAGCUGGCGAUCAAGGUUCUGGCAGACGAACACCAAGUGAAAGCCGCUAGCGAUGAGAAGCCCGAGGCCGAGGUUGAAGGAGGGCCGGUAGAGGAGACUGCGCUGGUCACCGAAGGCGAGGACGGGCUUGUCAAUGGAAAUGAUGGAACGGCUGGAGCAACCGGAGGCGCUGUGAUAACCGGGGCAUCUGUGACGACCGUAGCUACUAUGGACAUCAACGAACUCUCCACCACGGAGUCGAUGUUCGAAGGCGACUCUCAGCACAUGUACGAAGAGUACACUCGCGAACAGCUGAAGGCGAAUAUUAAGAAGGUCAAGGCGAAAUUGCGCGAGCUCGGCGUCGUGGGACCUGAAGUGGACGAGCCUGUCAAGAAGCGCGGCAAAUUGAUGAAGGGGUGCAUGAGGGCGAGGGAGGAAGUAGAGCCAUCAUGGGAGCCGUGGAAGCGUGGGAAGCUUGCGGCGGUUCUUUGA